CAUCACACUAAGUAACGCCCACUCUGAUGACCGGGAAAGUCACUUCAAACCGAGAAACACGCUGCCUUCACAUAGACUAUUCAGAAGACGUUCGCGCAUGGAGAGGGGAGCUGAGUAGAGCCUACCUCAGACUGUUUUUUUUUAAAGCCCUCUCAAGUACUAAGACAGGUUGCGUCAGUUAUAAACUUUCCAUGAUUGAGUCCGGUAUUUCUCCGUGUCAUUUAAAUCUAAGCUGACACACUAAUCAAGCCUUGUCUUGGAAACUGCUGAGUGCGCUCACUGGAUGCUUUGGGCGAACAGGUGGCGCAAGCUCCGAUUUCCCUAAUUUGUUAUUAGGGGCGAGUACGCAGACAGAACGAACUUUACGCACUGUACCGGACGCUGUAAGCAUUGAAUACCUGCCUUAGAGGUAGGAGAGAGACGAGCGUGCGUAAUUUUCUCCCUUGUUAAAAGGAGGCGUUUGACAAGGGAGCUGUGAUGCCAGUUGCUGACAGCGACAUGGUAGUGGACAACAGCCACGCGUUAUAUGAGGGUAAAACCCCAAACAGUGCCGGGAAUGAGAGCAUCCUCCCGGCUUCACUAUGCAGUCCUGCGGCAGACAUCCUGAAGAACUUUUACCACACCAAACGGGUCGGGAACUAUCUGAUUGGGAGGAAGCUGGGAGAAGGAUCGUUCGCCAAAGUUAGAGAAGGUCUCCAUGCGAUGACCGGGGAGAAGGUGGCGGUGAAGGUGAUUGACAAGCGCAAGGCCAAGAAGGACUCGUAUGUGACCAAGAACCUGCGGAGGGAGGGCCACAUCCAGCAGAUGAUCCGCCACCCUAACAUCACGCAGCUGCUGGACAUCCUUGAGACGGAGAACAGUUACUACCUAGUGAUGGAGCUGUGUCCUGGCGGGAACCUCAUGAAUCGCAUCUAUGACAAGAAACGCCUGGACGAGAGAGAGACUCAGAAAUACAUUCGUCAGUUGGUGCUGGCUGUGGAGCACCUGCACAGGGCGGGUGUGGUGCACAGGGAUCUGAAGAUAGAAAACCUCCUGUUGGAUGAGCAGGACAACAUAAAGCUCAUAGAUUUUGGACUCAGUAACUGCGCUGGCAUCUUGGGAUACUCAGAUCCAUUCAGCACCCAAUGUGGGAGUCCGGCCUAUGCUGCCCCGGAGCUACUCUCCAGGAAGAAAUAUGGGCCGAAGGUGGAUGUCUGGUCCAUUGGGGUGAACAUGUAUGCGAUGUUGACUGGGACUCUUCCGUUCACUGUGGAGCCCUUCAGUCUCCGAGCCCUGCACCAGAAGAUGGUGGACAAGGAGAUGAACCCUCUACCUCCCUCGCUCUCUACAGCUGCCAUCUGUCUUCUGAAGAAGCUUCUUGAGCCUGAUCCCAACAAGCGCCCCAAUAUUCAUCAGGUGAUGGCUGACUCUUGGCUACAGCUGGCCAACAAGAACACAGGGGCACCGUACCUCAACAGGAUCCACAUUGAGGAAAUAAACCACACGGUAUUGCUGCAUAUGACAGAGAAGAUGGACUACAAGCACAGUGAGGUGCUGAGUGCCGUCCUCACCAACCGCGCCUGCCACACUUUGGCUGUGUACUUCCUCCUCAACAAGAAAAUGAAGAGGCUCUCUAAAGAAUACAGGGAGAUGCAGUUCCAGGAGAAAAAGAAAGGAGAAAAACAGAAGAAUGAAUACUUCCAGACCCAGUGGAGGAAGCACGUCGACAAGCUCACCAUACCCCCCAAACAGACGCCCGUCUAUCUGGCUGUUAGCAAGGGGCCCAGCAAGGAGAAGAAACACAGGACAGGUCUAUUGCGUGCCAUAACUGGAGGCCAUCGUAACUCACCUCUGGCACCACCCGGCACUGUCGCCUCUUCCUCUAUGGAAUAUCUUGAGAUUCAUCCUCUCUUCCCCAACACUCCACAGCAACGGAGGCGCCUGGCCACCCUCCCGCAAGUCAAUACGAGCCCGGAACACAACAUUCCUGCUCCACCAGCGCCAUCGCCGAUCGGCAUGCAUUCCUUCGGCUCCCUCUCCAAAGCUGAGCAAAUUGAAGACACUCCGGCUUCACCGUGGUACAAGCUGACCAACGGGACUUUGUCCCCGCCCCGCCAUGUCUCUGCCUUCCAGCCCGACUCCUCAUACUUGAAGAAGGCCACAAUCCCCAGUCCUCCCGUCCUCAUUGUCAACCCGCAGCCGAAGAAGAGCAUUUCCUCAGAUUGGUGUGGUUCUUCUGACACCAGUGGCAGCCCCCCCAGCACUGUUGGAAGCCCCCCAGGCAGCUCAGCUUUCAGCCCCCCGAAGUCCGCCUUCAGUCCCCUCAACCCCACCUCAGCAUUCAGUCCUCCUUCCAACAGCAGCAGCAGUGAUCCCGACAGUCCGACGCACCGCAGCAAGUUCCCCUCAAUGGGAAUCGGACAGAUCCUGAAAAAGAAGGUCCAGCUGCAGCCGUUUACCUUCCGACCAGAACAGGUCGUCGAAGAAGUGGUGUCCCCACCUCCCUACCCCAUGCAGACUCUCCUCUGUGCUUCAGGUGCACUCAAGACCCUCUGCUGAGGGACACAAGACAAAAGCAAACGAAAGAAAGACAGACUGAACUCAAGGCCCCUCUCAACAUUUUAUUUAAGUUGGAGAGGUCUUCCGGAGCGGCCUUUUGAACUGUGAACUGUCCCUUUAUUGCGACUGAGCCACUUUUCAUGACGGACUUGAUCAUUAAAAAAAAAAAAGAAAAGAAAAAAGAAACAAAAGGGGGUUUGAGUGAAAGUAUAAAAUCUCUUGUUAGCGCUCUCAUUAUAUAAUCAGAGAUGGUGACACAGAGAAGAUGAGAUUUGAAACGGAUCCCUGAGCAAUGACUAAACCUCGCUGUGUCCUAGAUACAGAGUGGACAUGGGACAUCAUGUAAUAUGGGCCUUGUCAAGAAGUUGUACACGUACACGCACAUGCAUACACACAAAACACUGUAUUAUAUACUGAGUUUAAGAGAUACUCUCUUAUGUAAUAUUGCUGUAACUGGUUACUAAUUGAGCCGCAGACUGAUUCACACCAGCUAACAGACCCCAACUCUUACCCUAACCCUGAUUACACGUAUAAAUGUUUUGUCUCUGUGAAAACUCUCUAAAUGACUUCCAGCCAGCUGGCACUGUAUCCUCAGUGCUGAUUGGCCGAAGAAGCUCACUGCACUAUUCUUGAAAACCAAAACCUGUAGUAACAAUGGUGUUUACCAUCUUUUACCUCACUGCAUUACUCAUACAUUAAUGUAUAACAGCAGUCGAUUGUGACGUGCUUGUGUGGACUUUGCCACAGUGUUGCAGUGUCUGAGUGCUAGUGCCAUUAGAAUCAACACGAUGAAAUAGGAGUAGGUACCAAGAGUAGAGUCAUACUCACCUUUUAUAGAUUCAUAUAAACUGUCACUCAACACUGAUAAUAACUCACAGCUAUAACUUUUUAUAUCCAAGUGUUACAUCACCUCUAUAACCCACAGGGAAACUCAAACUGUAGAAGUCUUUGUUAUGACUUCCUUCCACAGCAGGAUACGUCUGUUCAUAGUCAGUUUUGAAAAAAAAAAAAAAAAGAAAAGAUGAAAAAAUAAAGCAUCAAAAGCCUUAUGAAACUGAUCAACCUCGCCAAAGGCUGAGGGAAAGAAGGGUGGGAAGAACUGCUAGGAUCACGUAACAUCCACGAAAAUAAUUCACUUCCUUUUGUCUUAACGCUGUAGUUUGUGCAAUAGUCUUAAGUGUUAACUGCAAUGACGAGUAUUUGCCAAGAGCUCUCUGAGAGUGAUGUGAAAAUUGUGCUUGUAAAUAACAGUACGACUCCUGUGUUCCUGUCACUUUUGCCGUGCGUACAAAGGGAUUCUAAAAUGUUUAUCGACAUUUUUCACACCUUACUAUCUUCGCUUGAACUGUUUGACUCGAACGAAAAAGGCUUCCACGGGGCACAUAAGGCUUCUCACUGUUAAAAUAGAAUCCUCCUCUUGUCAAAAUGAAAAGUUGCAUGCAAUGUUUCACGAGUCGAACGGUAUUGUCAGCAUUUGAAAUUACGUCUUUGUACCUUUUUUCUGGUUGAUACUGAGAUUGAUACAGACUCGGGGGGUCUUUUGUAAGAUUUUGUAAUGGAUGGUUUUGUUUGAGUGUCGAGAGAUUUCUAUGCUGUAUAAAGUAUUUUAAAUAUUUAUACUGAAUCCAUUAUGUGUCUGUCUGGUCCUUUAAAUGCACCUGGUGACUGUCUGGCAUCAAUCUUGCAUGUACACAUUUACUCUGUGAACAUAUGCCGACGUACA
Molecule: messenger RNA, 4261 nt
Organism: Thunnus maccoyii (southern bluefin tuna)
Lineage: Eukaryota; Metazoa; Chordata; Actinopteri; Scombriformes; Scombridae
Gene: hunk
Product: hormonally up-regulated Neu-associated kinase
Exons: 9
Coding region: 478-2538 (686 amino acids)
Biological process (GO): protein phosphorylation; intracellular signal transduction
Cellular component (GO): cytoplasm
Molecular function (GO): protein serine/threonine kinase activity; ATP binding
Source: RefSeq, a predicted model, not a curated record